This is a messenger RNA of Monopterus albus (swamp eel), 4289 nucleotides long. RefSeq names its product leucine rich repeat and Ig domain containing 3b (gene lingo3b). The record is from RefSeq and is a predicted model, not a curated record. The transcript is spliced from 4 exons. Gene Ontology annotation, cellular component: plasma membrane. Gene Ontology annotation, molecular function: protein binding. NCBI's taxonomy places the organism in Eukaryota, Metazoa, Chordata, Actinopteri, Synbranchiformes, Synbranchidae. The coding region runs from base 563 to 2431 and encodes 622 amino acids.
GCUAAACGAGAGAGCGGUGCUCACACUGAAGGAGGCAGAGGCAACAGCUACAGCAACAGCACACUCCUUCCCCGUCCUCCCUCUCCUCGCUCAUGAUCCGUGCCGGGGGGAGAUGGAGGGCAUGCUGACCCAUUGAGGAGCACUAUCUAAAGGACAGGAACAUCUCAUGACCUCACCUCCUAUGAAUGACUGGAUCUUUUCCUUUUCUUCUUCUUCUUUUUUGGGGGGGGACAAUAAUCAACGAGGAAGCAAGGGAGGUGUGUACACUCGAGCCUGCUGGAGGGAGGGAGGGAGAAGGAGAGAGGAAAGGGGGAUGAGGCAGGUUUGUUACAGCUGCUGAUGCCAGAGUCUGAGAGCGAGACAGACUGAGGGGGACCUAAGUAGUGGAGGGCCGGCACGUGUGGAACGCUGUCGGCAACUUGUGGGCCAAGAGGAGAGGAAAACAGAAUCGCAUACACACACAGCUGGACAGAUGAGGAGGCAUCAAGGGCCACACUUCAGUCCUGGGUGUAUGGUGCACUGACCCUGCCUACAACAGGCAAGGAGUCAGAGGACCAGGGCCAUGAUUGGCUCUCCUGGCUCUGGUGGGCGUGCCUUAGUGCCAUGGCUGAGGGUGUGGCGAUGGGUCCUGGCUGCUUCUCUGGUUGCCAUGAUAACCUUGUCACUGCCAGGAAGUAGCCAGGCCUGUCCACCACGGUGCGAGUGCUCAGCUCAGCUGAGGUCAGUGUCGUGCCAGCGGAGACGGCUCACCAACAUCCCAGAGGGCAUCCCCACGGAGACACAGCUCCUGGACCUCAGCAAGAACCGGCUCCGCUGGGUGCAGACGAGUGACCUGGCACCUUAUCCACGUCUGGAGGAAGUGGACCUUAGUGAAAACCUCAUCUCCACAUUAGAGCCCAAUGCCUUUGCCACCCUCCAGAGUCUUAAAGUACUGAAGUUAAGAGGAAACCAGUUGAAGUUAGUGCCCAUGGGGGCUUUCGCCAAGCUGGGCAACCUGACCAGACUGGACCUGAGCCAGAACAAGAUUGUGAUUUUACUGGACUACACCUUUCAGGAUCUGAGGAGUCUGAAACAUCUGGAGGUGGGAGACAAUGACCUAGUUUACAUAUCCCACAAGGCUUUCUCAGGGCUGGUGGGGCUGGAGGAUCUCACAAUAGAGCACUGCAACCUGACAUCCAUCUCUGGCCAGACGCUAUCCUACCUCCGUAGCCUGGUCACUCUGCGCCUUCGUCACCUCAGCAUCACUGCCCUAGAAGACCAGAAUUUUCGCAAGCUCUUCAACUUGCGAGGUCUGGACAUUGAUCACUGGCCGUACCUGGAGUACAUCUCCCCUCUUAGUUUUCAAGGCCUGGACCUUCACUGGCUUUCCAUUACCAACACCAACAUCACCUCUGUCCCUUCUGCCUCCUUCAAGAACCUGGUGCACCUGACCCAUCUCAACCUGUCCUACAAUCCCAUAACCACACUAGAGCCCUGGGCCUUCAAAGACCUACUGAGACUGAAGGAGCUCAUCAUGGUAAGCACAGGUUUGAUGACAGUGGAGCCCCAUGCCCUUGGAGGCCUCCGACAGAUCCGGGUGCUCAACUUCUCCUCUAAUGACCUGCAGACUCUGGAAGAGGGCUCCUUCCACUCUGUCAACAGCCUAGAGACCCUCAGAGUGGAUGGGAACCCCUUGAUGUGCGACUGCCGUCUGUUGUGGAUCCUGCAAAGACGCAAGACCCUCAACUUUGACGGCAGAGUGCCAGUGUGUGCGGGGCCGGUUGAGGUGCAAGGAGUCAGCCUGAGCACCUUCACCGACUCUGCACUCUUUGAUCACUUUACAUGCCAGAAACCUAAGAUACGCAACCGUAAGCUGCAGCAGGUGGUUGCUCGUGAAGGCCAGCCAGUGAGCUUCCUGUGUCGAGCUGAAGGAGAACCUGCACCUGUUAUUGUCUGGAUUUCACCACAGCGCAGACGGAUCACAACUAAGAGUUCAGGGCGCAUUACGGUUCUCCCUAGUGGCACCCUGGAGAUCCGUUACACCCAGCUUACUGACAGCGGAACAUACAUCUGCAUCGCCAGUAACGCUGGAGGCAAUGACACCUAUUUCGCCACACUCACAGUGCGGGGCCAGCCGCUAGACGCCGCCUCAGCCUUCUUUCUCAACCGUUCCUUGUACAGCGGCGAGUUCUUCAACGACACAAAUAUGAACAGCACACGUGUUUUCCUCAAGUUCACCUUGGACCUGACCACCAUCUUGGUCUCCACAGCAAUGGGCUGCAUCACCUUCCUGGGGGUGGUCCUCUUCUGCUUCCUGCUGUUGUUCGUGUGGAGCCGGGGACGUGGCCAGCGCAGGAACAACUUCACAGUAGAGUACUCUUUCAGGAAAUCUGAACCCACUACUGGCAGCUCCUCGGGAGGGACCAGGAAGUUCAACAUGAAAAUGAUAUGAAACAACGCAGCCAGGGGUCCCUUGGGGGAGGCAUGAGCACGUCCCAUAAACGUGUUUGACACACACAAACACACACAGCCACUGACUCACAAAGAAGUUUGAAAGCACAGUUGAAAUAAGUCUAUGGCUCUAUUCAAAAUUGAGCAUCUAGAUCAAAACUGGAGCCAUAACUUGAUUUGGUUUGAUUUGAGAAUGAAAACAAAAUGACCCUGAUCUCUCUUCUCAGUGAUUCUCUUCAGCUUGUGGUGAAAAACAUGCUUGAAUGAUACUGUAAGGCGCUAUAGUAUUGAUAGAUUUGAAAGAGCAACUUGUCAUCCAUGCUUGAUAAGAAUAACAGCUGUAAGAAUUAUAGGAAAUACAUUGUGAAUUGGCAUGAUUACUGAGCUGUGGGGUACUGUAGUCCUGUGUCUCAGUUACAUUAAUGAAAAAAUGAUUUUCUUUUUCAUUAAACUUCCCCUUUAAUGUAUUCUGUGCAGUCAGGGACUUGAAGAGAAAUGUAAUGCAUGGAGAACUGGUAGCCAUCCAUUUAUAGAGUUUGUAGCUACAGUAUACUCUUCUAAGAACUGCCUUAUUACAGUAAGAGCCAUGCAUGUACUGUAGCUUUGCAGUUGAGGCUUAAGUUGUAAAUUUAUGCCACUGAAUAAAACCAAUGGUUGUGAAAGAAAAACAAACCAAAUAUGUUUCCAUAGUCUACAGAACAUCUAACAGCAAUCUUUACUAUUCUUACCACAGCUGAACAGUGAGGAGGAUUAUACAGGGUCAUGUCAUUUGUUUUAAAGGCCAAAACCUUAAUGGAUGUAGAAUAUAAUCUGAUAAUAAUGUCUAGUAAGAAGCAAUGGAUUUGGAUCAUGCAGAAAAAGAAAAAAGACUUGGCCUUUUCUUCUUUGUGGGAUUUUACAACACCAUUAACUGUGUGAGUUUGGGAUGAGCACACUGGCCAUGAGCUGCUGUGACUGCCCGUGGCUCAGAGGGUUUGGCUAUGGAGUUAAGCCUACCAGACACGGGCUGCCAUGGUAACCACAACAACCAACACAAUAGAAAGCUGGGAGAUCAGGGCGGUCACCACUCGAGGGUUGCUGGGUAGAAGGGGAGGGAACAAUGAAGUCCCUGUGACCUCUGCUUCCUCUCUGCUACAUCAGAAGCCCCGUUCAUGCUCUUUCAUCAACAGGAGCAGGAUGACGUGUUGGCCUCUGCCCAUCCAUCCCCGCUUUUUGGUGUGUUGGUGGUCACCUGACCUACCCGGGGCUGCCAGGGGGGAGCAGCCUGGAGAGUUGGGUCAUACUCAGAGGCAGACAGAGGACACACAGUGGCACUAUAGAGGCAGUCAAAUAAACACAUCCACACUCAUCCUAGUAGUGGAAAACACAAAUAGCAACACAUGUAUGGCACCUUUUCUCAGGAAAAGUGAAACACAGAGUGAUCCUAGCCACACAUAUUUACUCUGUUAGAAUACAAACAUUCCAGCAAUACUGUAUGUAGAGCCAUAAAGCUGAAAGUCAUUCUCUGAGAUGUAAAUGUACAAAUCUCUGAGAUGUUAUGUAAAUUUGUGAGAAUAUUAACAAAGCCAUAGUAUGUGUAGGUUGUUUUUUAUACAAUAGUGUGUGCAUGAUUCAGUUAUAUAAUAAUAAUUAUUGCCACUGCCAUCUUACAAGCUGUUGUGAUGAUCAGAAGACCAUCUGCUGUCGCUGGGCUUGCCUAAAGUUGCAACCCAGAACACACACACACACACACACACACACACACACACAUGAUCACACUAAAGCAACAUCAAGGUUUUUUGGAUUGAUCACAAUCACAGAUACACAUUAACCCUCCUGUUAUGUUGCGGGUCAAAUUGACCCACGAACAUAACUACUGA